Molecule: messenger RNA, 372 nt
Organism: Peronospora matthiolae
Lineage: Eukaryota; Oomycota; Peronosporomycetes; Peronosporales; Peronosporaceae
Source: the annotation of a GenBank genome assembly
AUGGUUUCAAAAAGCACGGGAGCUGCUACUGCAGCAGCAAGAAGGGCGUCUGAACGCAUGCGCGCGGCCGGGGAAAGCGCCUCUCACACCUCAACAACAGGCAAUUCGUCGUCUGUUGUCGUGAACCCUCCACGUGGUGAUUCAGCACGUGCGACAGGUACAUCCGUUGCGUCUGCAGCGAGUACCUCGAACCGCAAUCCAAAUGAGCCCGACAUAGAUAUCAUCUAUUCUGGCGAGUCGGAUGAUGCAGCCGACUCGAAGGCGGCUCCUAACGCUUCCGAAUCACCCGGGGCGGACACUGCAAGAGCCAGGUUGACUGGCUCUGGUCAAUGUGGUGGCAUCAUGCUCGAGCUUUUCGAAUCGAUUAAUUAA